AUGCCAGUCAUACCACAGUCAGCUCCAUCAGUACCAGAGCAGCCUACUCCAGAGCUACCAAAGCCUACCCUACAGUUACCAGAGCAGCCCGUCAUACCACAGUCAGCUCCGUCAGUACCAGAGCAGCCUACCUUACCUGAGCAGCCUACCGUACCACAGCUGUCAGAGCUACCACAGCAGCCUACUCCACAAGUACCAGAGCCUACCCUACAGCUACCAGAGCAGCCCGUCAUAUUACAGUCAGCUCCAUCAGUACCACAGCAGCCUACUCCACAAGUACCAGAGCAGCCUGUCAUACCAGAGCAGCCUACUCCAGAGCUACCAGAGCAGCCUACUCUACAGCUACCAAAGCCUACUUUACAGCUACCAGAACAGCCUCCCCUACAGCUAUCAGAGCAGUCUAUGCCAGUCAUACCACAGUCAGCUCCAUCAGUACCAGAGCAGACCGUCAUAUCACAAGAUUACUGGCCUUCUAUCUCUCAGCUUGAAAAGUUGUUCCUUGGUCAAGUACUACUCAUGGCAGAAGACGACACAACCUGUGGUCCAAAUGCCAUUGUUGUUACUGGUAGCCGGAUAAAGCCUGUCGAAGAUACAUCGCUUGAUAAAGCAGCCAAGCGAUGUUACCGUCUUCGCACGAGUACGGCGAGCCAUCAGCUGAGCAACAGUAGAAAUCUGUCGUGUAAAUGCAUUGAAACAUACCACUGGCGGACUUAUUUGGUGCUGCCGCCGCGACAUUGUCAGUCAAUAGCACCCACAUACACCAGAAGUACGCACCCAAGCAGAACUGCGGACAAGCGGGUGAUCUGA
Molecule: messenger RNA, 807 nt
Organism: Letharia columbiana
Lineage: Eukaryota; Fungi; Ascomycota; Lecanoromycetes; Lecanorales; Parmeliaceae
Exons: 2
Coding region: 1-807 (268 amino acids)
Source: RefSeq, a predicted model, not a curated record